This is a messenger RNA of Penicillium longicatenatum, 717 nucleotides long. RefSeq lists its product as uncharacterized. The transcript is spliced from 2 exons. Bases 1 to 717 code for a protein of 238 amino acids. The record is from RefSeq and is a predicted model, not a curated record. NCBI's taxonomy places the organism in Eukaryota, Fungi, Ascomycota, Eurotiomycetes, Eurotiales, Aspergillaceae.
AUGCCUCUCAAACACCGAAUCCUAGCCCUAGUCUUCCACGACUUCGAAGCCCUAGACCUCUUCGGCGCUCUAGGAGCCAUCGUCCCUCGCUCAGACUACUACACCUUGAAGCUAGUGAACGUUCACAACCUCCCCGCUCCUCAUGGCCUCGAAAGCUCUUUGAAAAACGGAAUCGGGACUCUCCCUAAUCUAUCUAUUGCCGAGGUCCUCGCCAGCAGAGAACCAUUCGAUACCCUCUUCAUACCUGGGGGCACGGGAUUUCAACCACUGGUCUGGGACCCUAUUUUGCUGGAGCAGAUUGGGUUGUUGUCUGAUCGGGCCCCGAAUGUGUUUACGGUUUGUACGGGGUCUUUGAUACUUGCUGCUACCGGGAGGUUGGAUAGGAGGUCGUCUACGACUAAUAAGAGGUUGUUUGAUGAGAUGACGCCUAAAUGGCCAAAGGUAAAGUGGCAGAAACAGGCCCGCUGGGUACAGGAUGGAAAAUUCCUGAUGUCGUCGGGCAUUACGGCGGGUCUGGAUGCAGCGUUGGCUUUUAUGGCUAUUACUUACGUUGCGCCUGAAAAUCGAGAGGCACAAGGACAAGAAAUUGAUGUGACCGGGGAGAAGACUGUGAUCCCGGGUUUUGAUCAUGGGAAGGCUCUGGAGUUUGCCCGUUCGAUUUCGUGGCGGUUGGAGUAUGAGUGGCAUGAGGAUCCUUCCAAUGAUCCCUUUGUUUGA